AUGGCUACCACCAACAAGUAUUCUCCGCUGCAUAUGCAGGACUUUGAGCAGAUGCAAAGCGCAGACGGAGAUUCUUCAGCUGCGGAAUCCGGCAGCGAACACCUAGGUGACCACAAUGGCUCUCAAGCGUCUCGCGGGUCCAAAAGGAAGCGCCCGCUGAUGGUGUCAUGUGAACUAUGCAAACAGAGAAAGGUAAAAUGCGAUCGAGCUCAGCCAAGCUGCGGCUGGUGUUCUCGUAACGGCCAAGUCUGUGAAUAUAAAGAAAGGAAGAAACCUGGCCUGAGAGCGGGCUAUGGCAAAGAGCUGGAACAACGACUUGACAGACUAGAGGAGAUUGUUCAGACCCAAGCGCGCUUGAUUGAAACUCAUGUUAUUCAACCUAAUCAACAACCGGCAGGCUCUCACAAAGCACAAGGAGGGGGUGUUCUAUCGUAUGGCUCACCAUCAGACCGUUCCAAUGCAACCGGACCGAGUCCUCAUACAAGCUCGUACAGGGGAGAGUUUUCCGCCUUGCCUACGUCACAACGAGCUCUUGAAUCGACGGCAAACCAGCAUGAUUUGCCUAUGAGAAGCCCCUCAAAUACAUCAGUCAAGCUUGCCAACCAAUCGCGACUCGCUAAUGGGUUGACACAUACGACGCCUCAUUCUCAGGUCCCUGAUGGGGGCAGUGGAGACUAUUCUCACAACGAUUCUUCAUUAAAUGUCCCAGUCAGCCUUUUCAAUAAUCAAGAUCAGUCCCUUGCCCAUCCGGAACUUGCUCUGCCUCCUUACGAUUUAUUAUACGCACUGGUCGAUCUAUAUUUUGAACAUAUUAACAGCUGGUGCCCAAUCCUACACCGAAGAUCGACUCUAGAUACUUUAUUCGGACCGUCUCCAUUAGAAGAAGCAGAUCGGGUUGUUCUUCACGCGAUUGUCGCUACAACUUUGCGCUUUUCCUCCGAUCCACGACUAAAUGACGUGAGUCGUAAGCGGUAUCACGAUUCGUCAAAACAAAAAGUGUUAUUAUACGGCCUAGAAAACUCAUCUGUCAAAUCUAUCCAAGCGCUUGUCAUUCUAGCGCUCGACUUUGUUGGGUCAUCGAACGGUCCCCCAGGAGGGAAACUUCUAGCAUUGAUUUCUCGUUCCGUGGUCCAACUAGGACUGGCAGCAGAGACUGGGUCCUCACUUGUCUCUUCGGUGUAUCCCUCCAUAUAUACUUUAAGGGCAAACGUCCUUUCUGACCCGGAAACCUGGAUUGAAGACGAAAGCCGAAGACGUCUUUUCUGGAUGGUUUACUUAUUAGACCGAUAUUCGACUAUCGCUACUGCGUUUGACUUUGCCUUGGAUGAAAAAGACAUCGAUCGAAAGCUGCCUUGUCGGGACGAAUUCUUCAUAAGAAACCAACCGGUUGAUACCCGAUGGUUUCGUGCAACCGUUGACAGAGGAGAUUACGUCAAACAUGGCGAAAACGUUGGAUCUUUUGGGUUCUACAUUGAAAUACUGGGCGUACUGUCUCGUAUACACCAGUUCCUGAAACGACCUAUAGAUAUUGGAGCCCUUUCUGAUGUCGAAGAAUGGCAAGCAACAUACCGAAAGUUGGACAACGAACUCUCGGCAUGGGAAUACAGCCUACCCACGGAAUAUGCUCACGAGAACUCGGGUAACUCAAAAACAAAGAAGGUCCAGUGUGACUGGGUAAUGCUGCAUAUAACAUACCAAACGACCGUGAUCCGUCUGCAUUCGUCUGCUGCAUACCCCACGACGCGAUCCCCAAUUUUCACACCAUCGUACAGUGCUAGUCAGCGUUGCUUGGUGGCCGUGGAUAACGUCGUAUCACUUACUCGAUUUGCUGUGGAGAAUUCUAUGGUUGAAAAGCUAGGCCCCGCAUUUGCAUUUUCUCUCUGGGUUUCUGCCCGGUUAUUACUCGUGCAUGGGUCCACCAUUGCGCGCACUCUGAGCCCAGACAUCUACUUAUUUGUUGACACACUGGCACAAAUGGGAAGAUACUGGAAAGUCGCGGAGCGCUACAGCACGAUUCUGAAACGUGUUCUCGACGAAUACAUUGAGCACGAACAAACUGGGGGAGCGGAGGCAGACCGUGCCACCCCAUCGACAGUCAAAAUCCUGGCUGACAUGAGACGCUGCGCAUUUGAUCUGGAUUUCUUGAUAUCUCGCCAGCCCCAACACGACUCAUCCAGAACUAGGAACAAGCACAAUGGACAGGCGCCAGUUACUCCUACUGGCAGGAACCUAACAAGUAAUGAUUUCGAAUAUCUCGAUGUCUUCGGGUUUUUCAACGUGCCCCGUGUACCCAACAUGCCGACACCACUACAAACUUUGGGUAUUAACGAAAUUAGCAAUCCUAUGUCAAUACAUGGUCUCACAUCGGCAGCGAGUAAUAACGAGUUUAAUAUCACCAACUAUUUAAUCCCCACGCCAGAAACUGAUUGGCUGUUUCAACCGACUGCAUGA
Messenger RNA from Talaromyces rugulosus, 2451 nucleotides. RefSeq lists its product as uncharacterized. Gene Ontology annotation, biological process: regulation of DNA-templated transcription; DNA-templated transcription. Gene Ontology annotation, molecular function: zinc ion binding; DNA-binding transcription factor activity, RNA polymerase II-specific; DNA binding. The record is from RefSeq and is a predicted model, not a curated record. The transcript is spliced from 5 exons. The coding region runs from base 1 to 2451 and encodes 816 amino acids. Gene Ontology annotation, cellular component: nucleus. NCBI's taxonomy places the organism in Eukaryota, Fungi, Ascomycota, Eurotiomycetes, Eurotiales, Trichocomaceae.